AAAUCUUCUACUUCCAUCCAAAAAAUCUUCUCUUUUCUUAUUGACACAAAAAAAAAAACACUUCUCUUUCUCUUCUCCACUCACUCAAAUACUGUACCUGCUAAGAAGAUUGUGUUUUUUUCAUUCAUAUUUUUCGGUUAAUGCUCACUCUAUAAAUGUUGCAUCUUGCAUCUUCCCCAACCUUAUCUUUAACAUAUCCCAGGAAGAAUCUUCAUCAUCCUCGUUUUUCAACAAAGCUUUCAGUUAAAACAUCAUUUUCUGUUCGUUGUUCUGUGCCACACACAAAUAAUGAAGAUAAAGUUGAAUAUACUCCUUGGCUCAUUGUUGGCUUGGGUAACCCUGGAAAUAAAUACCAUGGCACUAGACACAAUGUUGGAUUUGAAAUAAUUGAUAGUCUUUCUCAAACAGAAGGUAUUCUGAUGAAUACAAUACAGUCAAAAGCCUUGAUUGGAAUAGGUUCUAUAGGAGAAGUACCGAUUUUAUUGGCAAAACCUCAAACAUACAUGAAUUUUAGUGGCGAAUCGGUUGGACCACUUGCUGCAUAUUAUCGAGUGCCAUUGCGUCAUAUUCUACUAGUAUAUGAUGAAACUAGCCUUCCAAAUGGUGUUUUAAAGCUAGAACCUAAAGGUGGACAUGGCCAUCACAACGGAUUGAAAAAUGUGAUAGGCCAUUUGGAUGGUUCUCGGGAUUUUCCUCGACUUGCAAUUGGAAUCGGAAAUCCUCCUGGAACUAUGGAUUUAAGAGCAUUUCUUCUACAAAAGUUCAGUUCGGUGGAAAGAAAGCAGGUUGAUGAGUCACUGGAGCAAGGAGUUCAAGCUGUUAGGACCUUAGUGCUCAAUGGAUUUAACCAACAUAUCAAUAGAUUCAAUUUAGGACAAAAAUACAAGUACAAUAAAGUUUAAUGUUUCUCAAAUGUACCACUAAUUUAUGGUUAUAGAUGAAAUCGAUGGUUGCCUCA
Trifolium pratense (red clover) is the source of this 958-nucleotide messenger RNA. Its product is annotated as chloroplastic group IIB intron splicing facilitator CRS2-B, chloroplastic-like. Gene Ontology annotation, molecular function: peptidyl-tRNA hydrolase activity. Lineage: Eukaryota; Viridiplantae; Streptophyta; Magnoliopsida; Fabales; Fabaceae. The transcript has 9 exons. The record is from RefSeq and is a predicted model, not a curated record. Bases 156 to 902 code for a protein of 248 amino acids.